This is a messenger RNA of Chenopodium quinoa (quinoa), 2641 nucleotides long. Its product is annotated as cell division control protein 48 homolog B-like. The record is from RefSeq and is a predicted model, not a curated record. The transcript has 13 exons. Bases 609 to 2450 code for a protein of 613 amino acids. Lineage: Eukaryota; Viridiplantae; Streptophyta; Magnoliopsida; Caryophyllales; Amaranthaceae. Gene Ontology annotation, molecular function: ATP binding; ATP hydrolysis activity.
AUGAAAACUAAUUUUUUAUAAACGAUAAUAUAACAAUAGACUAAUGAGCACCCACUACCCGGGAGCGACAAUACCAGCAAUAUAAAAGAUUAUUUAUUUAUUAUUUUUUUUUAAAAAAAAUAAGUAAAUAGGAAAAAAAACAGAAAGGGGGGUAAAAACCAUUAAAAGCCAUGAAACCACUUACUACACUUCCCGGCUUCCCGCGAAAUCCCUAAAAUCCACUCAAGAGUAGCCAAUCAUCAGAAAACCGGUCAAGACAAAGUAUACUAAGCUAGUCGACCAUGAAACCCAUGAGCCAACCAUCGGAAAACCACCAAACCUAAGCUACCAUUACUAAGCGAAUAUCUUGAGGACAAUAUGGGAUCCCAUGUGUAGCGAAAUCAAGUGCAAUGCUCAGAUUUAUCUCCCUUGAAUUGUAUCGUCGCUCCCGUGUAGCGGACUAGCGGGCUAUCACGGCUUUAUAACAAUACGGGGAUAUCGACAUAUAAAUGAGUCAACGACCAUUGUCACUGUGGCUCUUAAACCCCAUCACAAGCCUUUAAACCCUGCGCCAAAACUUCAAACUUUUACUCAUUCUCUCUCCUCUGAAGAAAAUCAAAGGUGCAAUAAUGGAGGAGAGUACCAAAUCCAGCAAUAAAUCAAUCAGAAAUGAAGAAUGGAAAGCUGAACAAUCAAUCGCUGGAAAUUCUGAAGCACUCCAAGCUCUUCGUGAACUCAUCGCUUUUCCUCUUCUAUACUCUUCUCAUGCUCAACUCCUUGGUCUCAAAUGGCGUCGCGGCUUGUUGCUCUUCGGUCCUCCGGGCACCGGUAAGACAAGCUUGGUACGUGCAGUGGUCAAGGAAUGUGAUGCCAAGCUAAUCGUUAUUAGUCCACAUACUGUUCAUAGAGCUCAUGUUGGAGAAAGUGAGAGAGUCCUUCGCGACGCUUUCUCAGAAGCGUCAUCUCAUGCAAAGUCAGGCAAGCCUUCGGUCAUUUUUAUUGAUGAGAUUGAUGCUCUCUGUCCACGUCGUGCUUCCAGAAGAGAGCAAGAUACUCGAUUGGCCUCCCAACUAUUUACACUUAUGGAUUCAAAUGGACCCACAUCAACUACACCUCAGUUUGUUGUUGUAGCAUCAACUAACAGGAUUGAUGCUAUUGAUCCAGCACUGAGAAGAUCAGGACGAUUUGAUGCUGAAAUUGAGGUGACAACCCCUAAUGAGUAUGAGCGCCUUCAAAUAUUGAUGUUGUAUACCAGGAAGCUUCCACUUGAUCCCAGUACUGACUUACAAGCAAUAGCUGCGUCAUGUAAUGGAUAUGUCGGGGCUGAUUUGGAAGCUUUAUGUCGUGAGGCGGCCAUGUCUGCUGUGCAGAGAUCAAAAGCUAUUGUGGAAAAUGAUGAUAUGUGGUGCAUCACAAUGGAUGAUUGGAAGCUUGCAAGAUCUAUAGUUGGUCCAAGCAUAACAAGAGGUGUCACGGUAGAAAUCCCUAAGGUGUCCUGGGAUGAUAUCGGGGGACUAAAUGAGCUGAAGAAGAAGCUUCGGCAGGCAGUGGAGUGGCCUAUUAAACAUGCUGGUGCUUUUUCAAGGAUGGGUGUGUCUCCCAUUCGAGGGAUUCUUCUGCAUGGACCUCCUGGAUGCUCGAAAACCACCCUUGCUAAAGCUGCAGCUCAUGCAGCACAAGCUUCUUUUUUCUCCUUGAGUGGUGCAGAGCUAUAUUCAAUGUAUGUUGGUGAGGGUGAGGCUUUGUUGCGGAACACGUUUCGGAGAGCACGGCUAGCAGCACCUAGCAUUUUAUUCUUUGAUGAAGCUGAUGUCAUUGCUGCAAGGAGGGGUGGGGGUUCAAGUGGCAAUAUAUCCGUUGGAGAGAGGCUUCUGUCAACAUUGCUGACUGAAAUGGAUGGUUUGGAGCUGGCAAAAGGAAUACUUGUAUUGGCUGCCACAAAUCGACCUCAUGCAAUUGAUCCUGCACUUAUGCGUCCAGGGCGAUUUGAUUUGGUACUCUAUGUACCACCUCCAGAUUUGGAAGGUCGAUAUGAGAUAUUACGUGUGCAUACAAGAAAUAUGAAACUAGGAGCUGAUGUCAAUCUUCAACAAAUAGCAGAUGGCACUGAUCUAUUUACAGGUGCUGAGCUGGAGGGCCUUUGUAGAGAAGCUGGAAUUGUAGCGUUGAGGGAGGAUAUAUCUGCAACCAUUGUGAGUGAUCGACAUUUCCAGAGAGUGAAGAAUUCCCUAAAACCUGCAUUAACAAGGAAAGAAAUUGAUUCAUACUCCAGAUUCACGAAAAGUUCAGCUUUGCAAUUGCACCAAGUUCAGUCCAGCACUGAAAAUACCAACAAAAGCUCAGGAAAAAACUAUGUUCCUGUUUCUAUUAGUACAAUCACAAUUAGUGUUGUAAGCUUGUUGGUAGUUGCUGCUGCAAAGUAUUUUCCCUGGAGUACAGACCGAAGUCUGCCUAAAACAACAGCUUCUUGAAAACUAUAGCAUCAUACGAUGUAUCUUACACCAUUACCUUCAAAUCUGAAGGCUGAUAAAAUCUUCAAAUCUAUUUGCAGCCUUUUUUACCCUGUUCUCUUUCUAACUCAUAAAAAUUCCAUAGUAAUACAUGUGUUUUAUUGUUUAUAAAAGGAUCGAGAUCCAUUGGAAGAUGUCGAUUUCAUCAGUUA